AUGGAAGAAGAAAAGGCUUUUAUGAUAAAGUUUCGAAAGUGUCACAUUCUCCAUUUUCAGUUGUUCCUUUCGAGCAAUGUAGACGAGAAUCAAUGCCUCAAUGCGGAUGGGCUUUUUCUAUUGUGCGAAAAGUUGAAGCUAAGCGCUUUUGCGAAAAGCAUCACCGAACGAGUAUUGUGUGGAGCAGAUACUGUAGAUUUUUAUGAUUUCAAAGAACGAUUUGUUUCUUAUUUACCGGAAAUAAUCGACGUAUCAUCGGGUACAGUUGACCCUUUACUGGCACGUGCACAGGAUACAGCGAGAACAUUAGGAUACGGGGAUGGACAAAGCAUUUACCUUGAAACACUUUUGAAAGUAUUUUUUGGCAAAUACUUGUGGCAGUUGUAUGAUGCUGCAGCAGGCGAACUUUGUUGUAGCGUUGAUUUUGUGAUAUCAGAAAUUUACAUAUUCGCAACUGAUCGGAUUAUACAAAUGAGACCAGAAAGAACUGUGCGUUUUGUGAUGGUACAUACACUUGCUGAUAGCACAUUCCAAAAAGCGUUGUUAAAUUUCGGUUCGAUAACACUUUCGAUUUCUCAGAUUGGUUCUUUAGUUGUUUCGGUGAAAUUGAUGAUAGAUGGGAAUUCUCUCAUGAUCCAGCUGACCCGGUACGAAACGCGUUUGCUAUGCGAAAACACCACAGACCUUGUUCAACUGUCCGUCGUCGACAUAAAUGGCCUUUUCGAGCGGGCAGACGUAGAACGGACUGGACGGGUAUCUGUACAGCAAUUUCUUGCGCAAUAUCGACUUCAGAAGCGACUUAGUGCUGAGGUUUUAUUUGCGUUUUGCUUUUUACUGAUUAUACGAAUGGGGUCCAUUUUAUUGCUGAUUCGUUCGUUUCUUCGCUCAAUCUCUUCGAAGCUCUUGACUCGACAAAUUCGGGGUGAGUUGCAGCGAGUAAUCUUAUACAAGGUGGUUUUACAUUCCCAUCUCAACCUCAUCACUUUUAGUACUAUUGAUUCUCACGAUUUGCUGGAGUAUUGGAACAAAGCUGGGCUUCGGAUAGAUGAAGGCAUCGCUGUUCUGAAGGUAAUUUCUUGCGAUAAGACCAGUCGAAUUCGAAAUGCGAUAGAAUGUUGGCACGCGUCUGAAACUGAAGGCCACCGAGGUCGUUCCGAAAAGUUUUGUGUGGAUCCGCGAUCGCGAUGUUUUAUAGCCCAAUUUGUGUGUAUCGUGAUUGUGGUGUUGUGCAUCAGUGGUGAGAAGGAAAUACGUUACGAUUAG
Molecule: messenger RNA, 1263 nt
Organism: Cylicostephanus goldi
Lineage: Eukaryota; Metazoa; Nematoda; Chromadorea; Rhabditida; Strongylidae
Source: the annotation of a GenBank genome assembly